Molecule: messenger RNA, 3384 nt
Organism: Protopterus annectens (West African lungfish)
Lineage: Eukaryota; Metazoa; Chordata; Ceratodontiformes; Protopteridae
Product: protein BTG3-like
Exons: 5
Coding region: 1053-1778 (241 amino acids)
Biological process (GO): negative regulation of cell population proliferation; negative regulation of mitotic cell cycle
Cellular component (GO): nucleus; cytoplasm
Source: RefSeq, a predicted model, not a curated record
GCGGGCUGCUCAUUCUUCGUUUCAAUUAAAAAAUUAAACAAAGACAGAAAGGCACAUUGUGUAAUGCCAAGUAACUGUCAGUGAAACUAUUAGGAAAUUUAGAGUGUGUUUUCUGUCCUGCAGGACUACAGCAUUUAAAUUGCACGUUACCACAUGGCGUUGUCACACCGUUAAAAAGGUCAUUGGUGUAUUUAGAUUUGUUUGAGACUUAAAUAAAAUAAUGGACCUUCAAGGUCGCUAGCAUUAUUUCAGUCGAGUGUUUAAUUCUGAAACGUAUUUGUUCUUAUGUGUGUGGCAGAAUAUUUUGAUUGGCGGGGGAUGAUAAUCGCUGAAAAGAAAGGUUCGUUUUAAAUGCUGCUUUGCGUCAGUUUGUAGUACAGUAUCCAAAAGCUUUCCAUCAGAAACUGUGUCCGAUCAGAAGCGUGUUUUUAAACGGCGCACUUUUUAGUCUUGGUGGACGCACAUGUUCUCUCAUGACAAAGGAAACCAUAGCCUAGUACUUACAGAAGGCGAGGGAGGGAAGUUCGUUUAAAGUCCAUUGUUCUGCAUGUAGCCUUGGGAGACUUUCAUGACUGGUAAAGUCAGAUGUUACGUGUGUGUAGUCCAGUACAUUGGCACAAUAGGUUCUUAACAAUUCUUUAAUUCUAAUCUCACGGAAGGUGGUGUGAUCAUGAGUGGUAGAUGAUUCAAUCAUGCUAUUAGUUAAGUAGGUGUUAAGAGCGAGUGCAGUCAUCAUACCAGCCAUCGUCAUAGCUUGUUCAUAUCCUGUUUUGAUUUGCUUAACAUGUGAAGUAGUUCACAUCCACCAGUAUUUUAGGAGACGUAAAAUCAGAACAGUUGUAAUGAAGGCUAAACCAGUGGACUGUAUGACUGUGGCAACGAUCAUCUCCUUCAAGGAUCUCAUUUGAAGUUAGCUACUUUGAAGAGACUCAUUUUGGCUGUGCUGGUUACAUGCCUCUUGUAUUCACAGGGAGCCAGGUUAUGUUGACAGACUGGAUUUCGGCGUAAAUUUUGUAAAUUCAGCUCCUUAGAGAUCUGACUGUUACUUCGAAAUGAAGGAAGAGAUAGAAGCUGGAGUUGCUUUCAUCUGCAAUCUGAUGUUAAAAAAUGUAGAAGAUGAGACUGUCAGAAUAUUUACAGAAAAGCUGAGAGACAUCCUCUGUGAAAGGUACAAGGGCCACUGGUAUCCCAAUAAUCCCAGCAAAGGCCAAGCUUACAGGUGCAUCAGAAUUAACAGGAAACAGAGACCAGAUGAGUCCUUGCUCCAGGCAUGCAGAGAGAGUGAUGUAGACUACUACCAACUUAAGUUACCAAAGGAGUUGACACUUUGGAUUGAUCCAGGUGAAGUUUGUUGUCGCACUGGUGAAUCAAGUGGCUAUUUCACAAUUGCUUGCUUUCAUGAAAAACAAACAGAAGAAACUAAUACAGAAUUCUCACCAGAGCUUAUUGAACAGGAGACUUCAGACUACCACUCUGAGAACUCAUCAGAGUGUCCUUCUGAGAGCUCAACAGAUGAUGAAAGCAGUGGCAAUGAACUGGUUUCCAGUCCUAAACCAGUCAUCGGUGCUUCGAACACAAAAUCUCAGGCUGUGGAAUAUUACUAUCAUCCAGCUCCAUUUUGGUCACCCUUUCGGAGGAGAGUGGUGACUUAUGUGCCACUGUACCAACCAGUAAUUGGCUAUUAUAUCAUCCCCAAGGUAAGGAAGUUGUAUUGCAAUCCCACUAACUUCCUUAUGCCCCAAGGCAAACAUUACAACAAGAGGACUACCAAGCGCUGAAAGUUUCAUUGCUACACCAAACUGAGAACUAACUGGAUCUCGUAUUGUUGAAGAGAUGCAGCUAAACUAAACAAAAUCACUCCCCAAGAGCUUUUUAUAGCCUUUAUAAACCUUGAGGCAGAACGGUCUCCCGUGGCCAGCAUUGCCUUCCUGUUACCUAAAUAGAAUACCCUACAUUUAGGACUUACAUGAGCCAUAGUUUAGUCAUGUAAGGUGUGCACACAGUUUGGGGGUAUACUUUGGAUCUUGAUGAGUCUUCUAAAAAUGCAUCGUAAUCUAGUUUGUGUGUAAUGCUUGCAGCUCCCAUAAGUAUGACACACCUUUACUGAUGGUCCAUCUAAAUUUUUAAGAACAAGCUGGAUGAAGCUUUGACUUUGGGCACCCAAGUCUGUGAUUUACAAGAAGAUGCAUCAUUUGCAGAAAUGUACGACCAAAGCCUAGCAUUUUUAACUGCUGUACAUCUUUUGAAGACAUAAACUGCAUUUAAUGUUUCUUCAUAAUUCAUCAAAACACACUAUGGGCAUUAGUGCCUCUGGGUAUGCUUAUUAUGAAUUUAACUGGAUAAAGUGACAAGCUGACACCUUCAGAAACCAGUGUGGUGCUAAGUAAAGUUUCUUCAGAGAUUCUCAAAGUGACAUCAUUGUGAAAAUCGCACAUCUUCAGACUUGUUGAACCAAAAUAGUCUGCAUUUUCACUGGCAUUCAUUCAUCAGUUUUAAAUGUCUUUUCGUUCUUGUUGCCUGGUGGAAAAUUGUUGCUUGUUCUUCUUGGGGGGGGGGGGGGGCAUUGAAGUAUGAUUUUCAUGUAAUUUUUAACAGAUAUACAAAGAUGAGUUAGUCUGUCUGCUGGUCAUGUAUGCGUUGGACUCCAGUGAAACAACAGAUGUAUGAAAUCGUGAUGUUUCAGGAUAUUGUCUACCUGGACUGUGGGCACAGGCAUGUGCUGCUAUGGAUGCACCUACUACAGGGUAGAAGGUUUAUUAUGCAUUUUGGCCUCAUAUUGUAGGUUUUUAUUUUUGCUGCUGUUUUAUUAAUGUGCAAGUGCCUUCUUAAAGAAAUUGAUCAUUCUCUGACUUUCCUUGGGUACUUCUUAAUCGGCAAAUGAGCUUCAAUGAUCAGCACCAAAGAUACUCAUUUGCUGCAAUUCUUAGCUUAUUGUUUGCUUAAGGAAUUUACGAGACACUGUGUUGUGAAGUUGGGGGGGGGGGUGGUAUGAACUGUCUGGAGAAGUAAAAGAAACGUCUGUUUUACGCUUUCCAUUAACUGACUCUCUACCUUUCAGGCUAGCAUGGUGCUAAUUCAUUCCUGUCUUCUCAGGGUAUAUAUAUAUAUAUAUAUAUAUAUAUAUAUAUAUAUAUAUAUAUAUAUAUAUAUAUAUAUAUAUAUAUAUAUAUAUAAUGAAUAAUCUACAUGCAUAUAUUUAUUGUACAUAAUAAUAGUGAUUGUAUUUGAAUGAGAAAAGGAAGUGGUGCUCAGAUGUGUUUACAUGCAUUUUGAUCUGUAGCUUCUGGAAGCAUGCACAUAAUCAUUGGAAUUAGCCAUUUAUAUUUGUGCCUUUAUAGUUUAUGAUGCAGUCUUUUUACUAACAUGUAGAGUAUUGGGGUUUUC